UCCGGUGACUCCAUCUAUGCGAUCGCAAAAAUCGACAGGAGUGCUAUCUUAGGGGUGAUAUCCGCCUACCAGUCAGCGGUUCCCUCGAUCGCUUUCUGAAUCUAAUUAGUGGAUCACUGGGAGGAAUUGGGACACUCCAUUUGAAGAGUAAUCGAAAAUCUGGAGUCUUGUGUGUCGAAGUUGUUGUGGCCAAUUAAACCGAUCCAUAGAUAUCGCUAGCUUCGUUAGCGCGUUUAUCCGGAGGGAACGCUUUUAAAGUGAGACUGCUGAACCGCUGUAAUGAAUAUGAUAAGAAACAGAUGAUCAAACGCUGUUCACGUCCCGAGACAAUCGAUCAAGUCGAAAUUUCGGUUGCUUCACGUUAUUUAUGCUCCUUUUUACUGCGUAGCGACAUUCAGCGGGCUUGACAGGUCUGUGCUUCAAUUAAAUAUUUUUCAAUCCCCUCCCCUUGCAUCACUGUUUAUUUAGAUGCAAAAUACGAGGGCUGCGACAGACAAUAAUAUAUUAUAUUACGACAUAUAUUACGAUCCUGUUAAAGCUGUUACUUUGUUUAUUUUUACAUUUGUUUACAAGCGGACACAUCUAUCUUAUUAGGCUGCCUCGAUGGGCAUCAUGAAAUCCUGACUUUUAAUUAUUUAAAAAGCUGGCAGUCUGUCAGAAAAUAAGCUGGUUUCUGCAGCGUUUCGGACGCCCAUUGCUUUUGGCUUUGAGUGGCGCGAGCGUCAGCGCGAGGUCAUGCGUGCCGCUGCUGAGCAGCUGCCAAUCACAAUUGCUCGCGAGAGAUCGCAUUGAAGCGGCUUCUUACAUUGUUUUACGGUACCACAGCACUUUCUGCAGUAUUUCACAACAGAGACGGUCGACUUGUCGCUAUCGCUUGGAGCGUAUCGUAGUAGUAGGUGGAGGGAAGGCGGAUUGACUGGCCAAACCCGCCAUGCCCGGUCCGGUGAGCAGCAAAGCACGGGUGUAUGCUGAUGCCAACACUGUGAAGAGCAAGGAGUACUGGGACUAUGAAGCACAUGUGCCUAGCUGGAGCAACCAGGAUGACUACCAGCUUGUACGAAAGCUCGGAAGAGGCAAAUACAGUGAAGUGUUUGAGGCCAUCAACAUUAACAGCAACGACAGAGUAGUUGUUAAAAUCCUGAAGCCUGUUAAGAAGAAGAAGAUUAAGCGCGAGAUAAAAAUUUUGGAGAACUUAAGAGGAGGAACCAACAUCAUUCGUCUUGUAGACACAGUGAAGGACCCUGUGUCUAGAACGCCGGCCCUUGUGUUUGAGUACAUCAAUAACACAGAUUUCAAGGAUCUCUAUCAGAGACUAACAGACUUUGAUAUCCGGUUCUACUUGUAUGAACUUCUCAAGGCACUGGACUACUCUCACAGCAUGGGCAUCAUGCAUCGGGAUGUCAAACCUCAUAAUGUCAUGAUAGACCACCAGAUGAGAAAGUUGCGACUUAUAGAUUGGGGUCUUGCUGAGUUCUACCAUCCAGCACAGGAAUACAACGUAAGGGUCGCCUCAAGAUCAUAUAAGGGACCAGAGCUGCUGGUUGACUAUCAGAUGUAUGACUACAGUUUGGACAUGUGGAGCUUAGGCUGUAUGUUAGCCAGUAUGAUCUUCCAGAAAGAGCCAUUUUUCCAUGGUCAAGACAACUAUGACCAGUUGGUCAGAAUUGCCAAGGUUCUUGGAACAGAAGAGCUAUUCAGCUACCUGAACAAGUAUCACAUUGAGCUGGACACACGUUUCAAAGAUCUGCUUGGCCAGUGA
Molecule: messenger RNA, 1759 nt
Organism: Sinocyclocheilus anshuiensis
Lineage: Eukaryota; Metazoa; Chordata; Actinopteri; Cypriniformes; Cyprinidae
Product: casein kinase II subunit alpha'
Exons: 9
Coding region: 932-1759 (275 amino acids)
Biological process (GO): peptidyl-threonine phosphorylation; regulation of chromosome separation; peptidyl-serine phosphorylation
Cellular component (GO): nucleus; cytosol; protein kinase CK2 complex
Molecular function (GO): protein serine/threonine kinase activity; ATP binding
Source: RefSeq, a predicted model, not a curated record